UGCUGGUUGGAAAUAUACGAGGCGGAUGUUUCUCAUGAGCAGCAGACACACAGCCGUGCGUCUUUGCGCUCAGAGAUCAUAUAGUCCAGAUCCACUCAUCGCGUCUUUCUCUUGUUUCUUUUUCUUUUUUUCUUUCCCCACAGCAGCCUCACCUGUGAAGCUACAGCGGAGGACAGCAGAGCUCCUCAGCGGACACUUUGCUGACUGACAACCACCGGGACGGACGGACAGACGGACAACUCAGUGUACUUUUACCAUGGAGGACAGCCGGGAAGAUUAACUUGCAGCAGCCUACAGUAUCCGCAACCAGACUGUCUUCGAGGAGAGCGGUCUUCGCAAUGAUCCGUUAAAAUUCCUUCCGCCAAUGCUUUCUUUGGAGAGUGGAUAGACCAUCUCCUAAGAACAGAGGAGACGAGCAGAGAGGCCUUUUGUUCGUUUAUUUCAGUCCUCAGAUGGACCGAGUGCCCUCGGCACUGGCCGCUAAGAUGCGCUGGAUCACGCUGGUGCUUGCCGGCUUGACUUUCUGGGGCAAAGUGACUAUUUGUAACUGUUUCGACUACGAGGAGCCAGACUAUGAUUACUAUGAGGAGGAGCGAGCGGAGACCAUUGACUACAAAGACCCGUGCAAAGCUGCUGCAUUCUGGGGCGACAUCGCUUUAGACGAAGAGGACCUGCGCAUGUUCCAGAUUGACCGGACGAUAGACCUCACACAGCACACACACAUGCACACACACUCCCGGCAGGGGCACACGUCUGGUGGCCUGGAAGAACAUGCAGUUUCUAAGAAGAGCGGAUCUUUAUAUCUACUGCUUGAUAGAAUUCGCAGGUUUGGCUUCGACUAUCUCCCCAAGAACUCCAGCAAGGGAGCUGCCACUCACAAGAGCCAAACUGGGAAAGGCUGGAAGACUGGGAACGUUGUGAAGAGCCGUAUUCGUCGAGCGGCCACAUCCCGAGCUGAGAGGAUAUGGCCUGGAGGAGUCAUUCCCUACGUCAUAGGAGGAAACUUCACUGGUAGUCAGAGGGCCAUGUUCAAGCAGGCCAUGCGUCACUGGGAGAAACAGACAUGCGUAACUUUCAUUGAGAAGACAGAUGAGGAAAGCUACAUCGUGUUCACCUACAGACCCUGCGGGUGUUGUUCCUAUGUGGGUCGUCGAGGCAACGGGCCCCAGGCUAUCUCCAUAGGCAAGAACUGUGACAAGUUCGGCAUCGUUGUGCACGAACUGGGCCACGUCAUCGGCUUCUGGCACGAGCACACGCGGCCUGACCGUGACGAUCAUGUGACCAUCAUCCGCGACAACAUCCAACCAGGACAGGAGUAUAACUUCCUCAAGAUGGAGCCAGGGGAGGUCAACUCUCUCGGGGAGCCAUAUGAUUUUGACAGCAUCAUGCACUACGCCAGGAACACCUUCUCACGAGGGAUGUUCCUCGACACCAUCCUUCCAUCCAGAGAUGACAACGGAGUCCGGCCAGCUAUUGGCCAGCGAACCAGGCUCAGUAAAGGAGACAUUGCACAGGCAAGGAAGCUGUAUAGAUGUCCAGCGUGCGGAGAGACGCUCCAAGAGUCAACGGGCAACUUCUCGUCUCCUGGUUACCCCAACGGAUACCCUUCUUACACACACUGUGUCUGGAGAAUAUCUGUUACACCCGGAGAAAAGAUUGUUCUUAACUUCACCACCAUGGAUCUGUAUAAAAGCAGUCUGUGUUGGUACGACUACAUUGAGGUUCGGGAUGGAUACUGGAGGAAAGCUCCACUGCUCGGCAGGUUUUGUGGAGAUAAAGUUCCUGAAGUCUUGAUCUCCACUGACAGCAGGAUGUGGAUUGAGUUUCGCAGCAGCAGCAACUGGGUGGGGAAAGGCUUCGCUGCCAUUUAUGAAGCAAUCUGUGGAGGGGAAAUCACCAAGGACUCAGGACAGAUUCAGUCCCCCAACUACCCUGAUGACUACAGACCAUCCAAAGAGUGUGUGUGGAGGAUCACUGUGUCUGAGGGAUACAACGUCGGGCUCAGCUUCCAGGCCUUCGAGAUUGAGAGGCACGACAGCUGCGCUUACGACUACCUGGAGGUUCGAGAUGGUCCCCUGGAGACGAGCGCUCUGAUUGGUCGAUUUUGCGGCUACGACAAACCUGAAGACAUGCGCUCCACCUCGCACACACUGUGGAUGAAGUUCGUCUCAGACGGGACGGUUAACAAGGCCGGCUUUGCUGCUAACUUCUUCAAAGAGGAGGAUGAGUGUGCCAAGCCAGACAAUGGAGGAUGUGAACAGAGGUGUGUAAACACUCUCGGCAGUUUCAAGUGUGCCUGUGAUCCGGGCUACGAACUAGCUCCUGACAAGAAGAGCUGUGAAGCGGCAUGCGGCGGUCUCCUCUCUAAGUUGAACGGGACCAUCAGCACUCCCGGUUGGCCGAAAGAGUAUCCGCCCAACAAGAAUUGUGUGUGGCAGGUGGUCGCUCCCACUCAGUACCGCAUCUCCAUGCAGUUUGAGGCCUUCGAGCUGGAGGGAAAUGAGGUGUGUAAAUACGACUUUGUGGAGGUGCGCAGCGGCCUUUCAUCCGACUCUAAGCUGCAUGGUAAAUACUGCGGCACCGAGGUCCCUGAGGUCAUCACCUCUCAGUAUAACAACAUGAGGAUUGAGUUCAAAUCUGACAACACAGUCUCCAAGAAAGGCUUCAAGGCUCACUUCUUCUCAGACAGUCUGGCUCUGUGUCAAGAGCGUAUGAUUGUGUUUGAGUCAUGCCAGGACAUUAGGCGCAGUCGCUCUCCCACCCGUGGCCAUUUCAACAACAAGCUGGCAACCUCACCAAAGGUCAGAGACAAAGAUGAAUGCAGCAAGGACAACGGCGGCUGCCAGCACGAGUGCAUCAACACAGUGGGCUCUUACGUUUGUCAGUGUCGCCAUGGCUUUGUGCUGCAUGAGAACAAACAUGACUGUAAGGAAGCUGAGUGUGAGCAUAAGAUCCACAGCCCCAGUGGGACCCUGAGCAGCCCUAACUGGCCAGACAAGUAUCCCAGCCGUAAGGAGUGCACCUGGGACAUCACAGCCACGCCAGGACACCGAGUCAAGAUAGCCUUCAAUGAGUUUGAGAUCGAGCAGCAUCAGGAAUGUGCAUAUGACCACCUGGAGGCCUUCGACGGGGACAGUGACACGGCAACCAUCUUGGGUCGAUUGUGUGGCAGCAAGAUCCCGGAGCAGCUGGUCUCCACCGGCAACAAGAUGUACCUUCGCUUCAUUUCUGACGCCUCAGUACAAAGAAAGGGUUUCCAAGCUACACACUCCACAGAGUGUGGAGGUCGUCUAAAAGCAGAAGCUCGUCAGAAGAACCUUUACUCUCACUCCCAGUUUGGAGACAACAAUUAUCCGGGUCACACUGACUGCGAGUGGCUGCUGAUGGCCGAGCAGGGCUACGGCAUCGAGCUGAGCUUCAUUACGUUUGAGGUAGAGGAGGAAGCAGACUGUGGUUAUGACUACAUCGAGCUGUACAACGGGUACGACGCCAACUCACAUCGACUCGGCCGCUUCUGUGGUUCAGGGCCCAGGGAGGGCAUCUACUCGCCCGGAGGUGCUAUGCUGAUCCGUUUCCACAGUGACGACACAAUCAGCAAGAAGGGCUUCCACAUCCGCUACACGAGCACCGAGUUCCAGGAGAGCCUUCACACCAGGAAAUGACCUCACACGCAGCCCGUGACCUCUGACCUUUGUGCAGCCCCACGCCACUGUCACCCUGACCUUCACCAUGGCAAUGAGAAAAGUACAGCCUGUCCCCUCUUCUCUGACCCGACAGACAGACGUGGACGUUUGUGGACGCUCGCCAGCCGCGGGAGGAAGACGACACUUUAUGUGAACAUUGGUCUCCCUCUGUGGCUCCACACAGGUCAUCGCACUCUUGAUACGAGACCGGAAAAACAAUGAGACAUCCACAAAAGCUUCAACCAACGUGACGACUGAGUGAGCCAUUUCUGUGGAAGAGAUGGUUUUCAUUACUGCACACCGAGCUACGCUCGCUAUGGAUGCUCAUGGUCGCAAAACAAAAGAGUACAAACAAACACAUAGACACACGAGAUUCAUAUUCAGAAUUAUAAACUACGGAUGCGUGAGGAGCGUCGACCUAAAACAAAAUGCAUCCAACCAGGGAGUUUAGAGACUUUUCCGACUCCUUGAACUGUGACUUACUGUGAUCAGACGGCUUCUCAAACCCACAGCAACUGAGAGGAAACGCUAAAUAGACAUUUUUAUUGCCUUUGAUGCCUGGGAACUGGUCUCUUCAGCCCAGCUCAGAACGGCUGCAGAUGAUUUUAUUUCAUGUCUUAUUGUAAAACCCAUUGUGUUUACUGUAUGUGUGUACAGAGAAAAAGAAAAAACUAAAUUCUGGAGUCCGUCAUUUGCCCUUUUUGCUUAAAGCUUAUGCAGACGACCAUCGUGGAAUGGGAAAAAAUAUAUAAAAAUGCAAAUUGUGAAUUUCCAAAUGAUCUGUGAUGUUAUUAUUAAGCCUUGCAUUAUGUUAUGUGUGUGUGUGUGUGUGUGUGUGUGUGUGUGUGUGUGUGUGUGUGUGUGCGUGCGUGUGUGUGUCCAUGCUGUUUUUGAGUUUGCACCGUCUUGUAGCAAACUUUCAUGGAUGUUUCCGUUUUUCCACCUCACCCCAAAAUAAAAAGUGGAUAUCGGAAGGGAAUAUUUUCAUAGCUGUCUCUCGGAGUGAUACCAUUCUGAUUGAAGGAGAGAUUCCCAUGGUGCUAAAAAUAAAAAAAUACAUUGAAUGACAGACGAGUUUGGUUGGAAGAUCAGGUUUUGGAAACACAGUCAGCGUGCAAACAGCACACUGCAUCAACAGCACUAGUCCUGUGGAACUACAAUAUUGCCUUACAACCAAAAUGUAUGCUGCAGAAGGUCGCUCCUAUGCUCUUGUGGCAGUGUAUUGCAUUUGUUUGGAGAGCUUGAAUGGUUUUAUUGUCAAAAAAAAAAGCAACAACGAAAAA
Molecule: messenger RNA, 4966 nt
Organism: Anarrhichthys ocellatus (wolf-eel)
Lineage: Eukaryota; Metazoa; Chordata; Actinopteri; Perciformes; Anarhichadidae
Gene: tll1
Product: tolloid-like 1
Exons: 22
Coding region: 453-3662 (1069 amino acids)
Biological process (GO): proteolysis
Molecular function (GO): serine-type endopeptidase activity; metalloendopeptidase activity; zinc ion binding
Source: RefSeq, a predicted model, not a curated record